UGAACGUCAGUACGCUGCUGCGAUUCCCGUUACCUGUUACGCUACGCUCUCCGCGCAGAGGCUGCCGGGUAACGUAGUCCCUUCUGUCCGGUGCGGCCAUAGCACGCAGCUUUCUGUGUACUACAACUCCCGUCAGCGGAGGCAGUUUAAUGAGUUGAAGGACUGUUCGGCGGAGGCUCCGGGGGACCUAGGGGCAGCGGGGAGCGGUCAGUGAAAUGUACCUUGCUCUGGUUAUUAGUGCCUGCUGAUGGUGUGCUGGGGAGAUUCCUGUGUGGCCUGCUCGUCCCCCUCCCUUGACCCCUGGACCUUCCUCACUAAUGACUGGCUGGAUUGUCUUACCCAUCAGCCUGUCUGCAUUUUCCAUCCCUGGGAUAUGGAUAGUGUACGCAAUGGCUGUGGUGAACCAUCACGUGUGCCCUGUAGAGAACUGGACAUACAAUGUGACGUGCUCCGAUGACAACACUAAGCAGGGGACACCUAAAUCUUGCUGCACCUUAGAGGAUGUCCCUCUCAUCAGUAAGUGCGGGACAUACCCGCCUGAGAGCUGCCUCUUCAGUCUGAUUGGGAAUGUUGGUGCUUUUAUGGUGGUGAUGAUCUGUUUGCUGAGAUACAGCCAGGUCAUCGAGCUCAGCCACAGCUCCUGGCUGAACACUGUUGCUUUGAUCGCCGGCUGCACGAACGCGGCAGGUCUAGUCAUGGUCGGAAACUUCCAGGUGGAUUAUGCAAAGUCUCUCCAUUACAUCGGCGCAGGAGUGGCUUUCCCAGCUGGUUUGCUGUUCGUAUGUCUUCACUGCAUCCUCACGUACCAUCUGGCUGCUAGCGCUCUAGACUGCUGGGUGGGACACCUGCGUGUAAGCCUGACCACUGUGGCCUUAACAUCCCUUGUCCUGAGUGGUGUAUUUUUCAUUCAUGAAAGCUUCCUCCUUCAGCACUUGGCUGCAAUCUGCGAGUGGAUCUUCGUCCUGGACAUACUUGUCUUCUAUGGGACCUUUGCCUACGAAUUUGGCUCCGUUUCCACUGACACGAUCAUGGCCGCUCUUCAAAGCACCGCUGCCCGCAGCUGUAAGUCACCAGGAAGCAGCAGCACAUCCACUCACCUCAACUGUAAUCCUGAGCGGAUUGCCAUGAUAUGAGGAGGAUGGAGUGGGGGCAAAUGACCCACCACCAAUCCCUGACACUCAGGAUUAUUUUUAAGACUUUGUUUUUUUUUUUUUACCAAAUAUAAAGAAUUGUAAGCCAGUUUUAACUCUUUAUAGUCAGACAGGAAUAUAAUAGUAGUCUUGGCUACAAAUGGGUUAUAUAAAACAACAGUAUUCACAGAUGUUCACUUUUAUUUUUUUCUCCAUGUGUGUUUUCACGUCUAACACUUUUCGGGGGUAAACAUUUUUUUUUUUUUAUUUAAUACAAUUUUUUUAUUUUCCUUUCUUUUAACUGGUGGGUGUAUUUCAAAGUGCACCAGUUGCUUACACUCAGUGGAAGCAGUCACUCUGUGGACUGAGCCAAUACUCAUAGCAUUGCAGUAUACAGGUUGAGUCUCCCUUAUCCAAAAUGCUUGGGACCAGAGGUAUUUUGGAUAUCGGAUUUUUCCGUAGUUUGGAAUAAUUGCAUACCAUAAUGAGAUAUCAUGGUAAUGGGACCUAAAUCUAAGCACAGAAUGCAUUUAUGUUACAUAUACACCUUAUACACACAGCCAGAAGGUCAUUUUAGCCAAUAUUUUUUUAUAACUUUGUUCAUUAAACAAAGUGUGUCUAUAUUCACACAAUUCAUUUAUGUUUCAUAUACACCUUAUACACACAGCCUGAAGGUCAUUUAAUACAAUAUUUUUAAUAACUUUGUGUAUUAAACAAAGUUUGUAUACAUUGAGCCAUCAAAAAACAAAGGUUUCACUCUCUCACUCUCACUCUAAAAAGUCCGUAUUUCGGAAUAUUCCGUAUUUCGGAAUAUAUGGAUAUGGGAUACUCAACCUGUAUUUCACUAGGAACCAGCGAUUGGUCCCUUUCUGUGUAUUGGUACAGCCCACCCAAUGCUCUCUGUAUGUUUGUUGGCCACUAUUGUAUCUUGGGGUUUUGCUGUAUGGAGACACCAUGUGGUUGUUCUGAAUAAUUGUGGGAUUAGGACUACACACAUAUAGGGUAAAAUGAACGCAUUUUGGAACUGAAUAUAAUGGUGCUAUGCACAAAGUACCCGUGGAUUGCUGGUGAUGUGUUUUGUAUAAGGAUACUCGCUGGUCAUAUAUGGAUGAUGUAAACGGCUCAUUAUUCCACACAAGGAUACAGAGAUACCAAACAACUCAUGCUACAAAAUUCAGUAACGUGGUGCUAUUAGCUCAUUAUUCAGAAUAGUAAAACUGGCUUUUAUUUGUAUAUUGCAAGUUAAAUGAAUACAAGUAAUAUGUGUAAUUUAUAGGGUUUAGAUAAUGACGCAAAGCACUUUACCUUGCAAUUUCCAUGUUCUCACAGCAAAUUUCUUUUUUAGGUGUAUGUAGUGUGGUGCGUGUAUAAUUAAUAUUAAAAAUUUUUUUUUUUUUAUAUAUAUAAUAUAUAUAUAUAUAUAUAUAUAUAUAUAUAUAUAAAUAUACACACACACAAUAUAUCGGCUUGCCAUUUAAUUAUGGACACCUAUGACUUACACACGUGCUGUGGUUGAUUAAAACCAGGUGACAUGCAGGCUUACAUUUAGCCGGCCGCAGAACCUGUGUAAAUCAGUGGUGUCCUGGAUUAAAGGGAUAUAAUGGCAUGCCUAAAUAUAUGGGAAUUUUUUGUUUUUUAUGUUGCCGGUUUUGUCCAGAAUUAGUCAGAGAACCUCUCACACAGUAUUUUUGCAAUAAUGAAGCAGCGUGCAGUACUCCAGAUCAAUCACAAGGUGUAACAAUGCGAUACUCAAGCAGGGCAGGGACAUUGUACUGUUAUGUCACCCACCUCAGGGUCGUGUAUCCACAAGCCUUAAAAUUGUAAGUGUACGGCUUUGUUUGGAUUUGUUUUCUUUUCCUGGAGAAGACUGUUGCUGCCUCCGCUGGGUGUGGAGGACUCUUCCUGUCUGAUACUGUUACACUUCCUCACUGCCACUUAUCACAUACAGGAUUGCGUAGUACAGCAGGCCAGACAAUUCUCCAGUAUCCCAGGGGACCCACACAGUUGUACAUGCUGCUCUAACAGUGGACGUUGCAUUACAGGAUAGCUCCAGGGUAUUAUAAAUCUAUUAUUUUUUACGUGAUCCUCAAGGUUGUUUUUUGUUUUUGUUAAUAAAAGUGGAAUUUUAGAAA
This is a messenger RNA of Pseudophryne corroboree (corroboree frog), 3262 nucleotides long. It is a transcript of the gene TMEM150A, whose product is annotated as transmembrane protein 150A. NCBI's taxonomy places the organism in Eukaryota, Metazoa, Chordata, Amphibia, Anura, Myobatrachidae. The coding region runs from base 318 to 1133 and encodes 271 amino acids. Gene Ontology annotation, biological process: protein localization to plasma membrane. Gene Ontology annotation, cellular component: plasma membrane. The record is from RefSeq and is a predicted model, not a curated record. The transcript is spliced from 8 exons.